Messenger RNA from Vavraia culicis subsp. floridensis, 312 nucleotides. RefSeq names its product 60S ribosomal protein L44. The transcript has a single exon. Gene Ontology annotation, molecular function: structural constituent of ribosome. Gene Ontology annotation, cellular component: ribosome; cytosolic large ribosomal subunit. Gene Ontology annotation, biological process: translation. Lineage: Eukaryota; Fungi; Microsporidia; Pleistophoridae. The annotation marks the transcript as partial. The record is from RefSeq and is a predicted model, not a curated record.
GUGAACGUUCCAAAGACUAGACGGACAUACUGCAAGAAGUGCGGUUGUUAUCAGGAAAAGAAGCAGAGUCUUGCUAAGAAGAGCAAGGAAAAUCCGAGACGGCAAGGUGCAAGGAGGUAUAAGAGGAAGCAGAAGGGGUGCCAUGGACAGACCAAGCCAAUCCUGAGGAGGAAGGCAAAGGUGACCAAGAAACUGGUGUUAAAGCUUGAAUGCACAAAAUGCAAACAGAUUGAGCUUAAGGUGUGCAGGCGUGCCAAGCAUGUGGAGUUUGGUGGAGAAAAGAAGGUGAAGGGAGAGGCAUUGGUUUAUUAA